GUGACCAUGUUGACGCAGUGGACGGACCCGAAGUGCCUCCGUCUACUCGUCGACAAGUACUUCAUGGAGGCACAAAGCUUGCUGCCGCAUCUCUGCGCAUGUCGUUUGACGGGACACGCCGAAGUCGUUGAACUCUUGAUGAAGGCUGGUGCGGACAGGACGCUGGUAUCCAAGGAAGGGAAGACGGCAUUCAUGGAAGCGUCAUCGUGGGGACACAUCGAAGUCAUGCGCCUCUUGAAGCCACUGAAACGGAAGAGGAUGACUAGGCCAGCAGCGCAGCGUUGA
This is a messenger RNA of Symbiodinium sp. CCMP2456, 285 nucleotides long. Lineage: Eukaryota; Dinophyceae; Suessiales; Symbiodiniaceae. The record is from the annotation of a GenBank genome assembly.